Messenger RNA from Acromyrmex echinatior (Panamanian leafcutter ant), 4596 nucleotides. RefSeq names its product serine/threonine kinase (gene cdi). Gene Ontology annotation, cellular component: cytoplasm; nucleus. The record is from RefSeq and is a predicted model, not a curated record. Gene Ontology annotation, molecular function: protein serine/threonine kinase activity; ATP binding. Gene Ontology annotation, biological process: actin cytoskeleton organization; protein phosphorylation. Lineage: Eukaryota; Metazoa; Arthropoda; Insecta; Hymenoptera; Formicidae.
UUUCGUUUCGAAUCUGUGACGUAUCCUGGUCCGCCCUGCGAGGGAUAACGUCUGUUUGUGACCCAUCGACUGUGAUUUCAACGCGUGACGCCACUGCCAAAAAGGAAACAAACUAGUGUCGAUCGCGAAACCUGCGUCUUCGUCUCCGCUUCCUUCGUCUUCGAAUGUAUUCGUCAAAAACGAGUGUCUUCCAACGUUGUAUCAGAAACGCACGAGACGAUUUUCCGUCGUCCUGCUCCGAGAUACCUAUGUCUUCCUACGAGUUCCAGUUGCCCUUGAUCGGCGAAGCAACAGAAUCCUUGACUUCCUUAAAUUUUUCUUAAAGCACUCUCAAACACACGAAAAAAGAAAGGAGGAUCGAUUUCUUUGCCAAAUAAGGCAUUACGAUAUCGUGUGCUCUGAGAAUGUUGCUUGACCAAGUCGCGAACGCGAUUCCUUGAUUAUAUCACUUAAUCUGUACCGUAUUCGAACGCAAAGCACAUUGCAAAAACGGAGGUGCCUUGCCGUCGUUAUCAUCAUCUAAACACAUUCGAAUCGUGACAUCAUCACUGCGUUUAUUCGCAGUUUAAGCAGCCACCUGUUCGAAUUAGCAUCUUUACAAAACUAUUCUUUGUUCGUCGCGGGAUACGGCAGGACGACACCGUGACGACUGUCGAGAGGUGCAUCAUCGAGUCGGCUGCGUGUGAUGCGACGCACGCAGGGCUGUUGCUACUGUCGUCUCGCGUCAUCUUGCGCGACCGCCUGGUGGCAAUAACAGCGAAGAUGUUCGGGAAAGUGCCGCCGUCAAACACGCCGGAUCCGCCUAAUAAUAACGGCGGGCAAAAGGCAGCCAAGUCGUCGGAGACACCGACAGUGAACGCCGACGACAAGAUGAGACCUUGGCGACCGACGAAGGACAACGCCGACGAUUCGUCUACCGUCGUCUCCGAGGCUCCCAGCAACUCUCUGCAAUCGCCUGCCAACUUAUUGGACACCACAUCCGUCGCGAUGGAAUCCCCUAAACCUUGCAGGACAGACGAAAUAACAACGAUCUGUGCAACUGUUUGUUCCAAGACCACGACCAAGUGUUCACCAAAAGAAGGUUUGUCGCAAGUUGGCAGGAAUCACGCCAACGCAAUGCAGAAGAGUCCCUCCGGUCAAAACUGCUCGAAUUACUCGAAGACCGGCGUCGGCAGAUCACGACGACCGCAGUCUACCUCAACUGCGAGAAACCUUAACGUCGAGUUGUGUGCGAGAGACUAUACAAAAACUGUGAAGAAGAUUAUUACCGUUAAUCGAGAGCCUCCGAGCGACAAAGAGCAUCAGACGAUAUGUAACGAGCAGCAGUCCAAGUGCUUGCAGGGAUACACCCCCUCAGGUACGGUUGCUGCCAAAUUAUCUUCCGCGAGAUCUUCCGAAAUGAUUUAUACGUCGCUGUCGGGCGGAAAGAGAUCCGAUAACGAGGACCUCUUGACGGACACGUGCGCGAAUUAUUUUACGUCGAAUGGCGCAUCUAAUGUGCCAGUUGUGAGCGAUCACUUGCACGCGCAUCAGAAGUCAGCGGUUUCAAAGGUGGUUGACGUCAAGGAUGGCGUCGGUGAUUCCGCGAUCACCACUACGCCUUGCGAGGAUGACAGCUGCGAAAAUGAUUUCACCACUUCAACGCUGUCCAAAGAUUGGACAGCGAGAAGGAUUAAUAGCGACACGUUGCAGCAGAAUUGCGCGUCCUGCCUACCACAGGAUUUGCCCACGGAACUGCAAUUGUCCAGCUCGCCGAGGAGCUACAAGGAGUUUAAGGAGAAGUGCCGCGAUUCUCCUUGGCGGCCCACGGAGAUGACGGAGAGUGGUGCGGUGCACGGAUUGACGAUUUGCUCAGGCGAGACGUUUCAGGACUCGAGUUCGAAGAGACGCACUGGGGCGUCUUGUCAGGCACUCAGGCAUGCCGUUGCUUCAUUGAAUCGCCUGGACGACUUCUACAUGGAGAAGAUCGGUGCGGGCUUUUUCUCGGAGGUUUACAAGGUUACUCACAAAGUGACGAGUCAGGUGAUGGUGCUCAAGAUGAAUCAGCUGGCGGCGAAUAGGCCGAAUAUGCUCAAGGAAGUCCAGCUCAUGAACAAGCUUAGCCAUCCAAACAUACUCAGGUUCAUGGGAGUGUGCGUGCACGAGGGUCAGCUGCAUGCGUUGACAGAAUACAUUAACGGCGGCAGCCUGGAGCAGCUGAUCAUGUCGCGGCACACGCCGUUACCGCAUCUCGUCCGGAUGAAUCUAGCGAGAGACGUGGCUCGUGGUAUGGCCUAUCUACAUAGCCGCGGCAUCUUUCACCGCGAUCUCACGUCGAAGAAUGUGCUGAUCAAGAAGGACGAGUGCAAUAACGAGAUGACCGCAGUGGUGGGCGAUUUCGGACUGGCUGCAAAGAUACCCGAUCCCAGCACAGGCUAUCGACUCAGCACGGUCGGCAGUCCUUACUGGAUGUCGCCCGAGUGCCUCAAAGGUCAAUGGUAUGACCACAGGUCCGACGUAUUCUCCUUCGGCAUCGUCGUGUGCGAGCUGAUCGGCCGGGUGCCCGCGGAUCCGGACGUUCUGCCACGCUCAGAUAACUUUGGCCUCGAUUACCUAGCCGUGGCGGAGAUCUGCGCGGCCGCCGAUCCGCCGCCUGCUUUCCUCCAACUCGCCUUCAAUUGCUGCACGUACGAACCUAAGUCCAGGCCAACCUUUCCGGAAAUUACGACUAGCUUGGAAACUAUGAUAGCAGCCUGUGAAGAGGAACUGAAAAAUAACAUCGGUAAACGACAGUCAACCGUUGAUCCAACGCUGAUGUCCAGCAUGGAUGAGAUUGCACGAGAAGGACGCACGACGAAGCGGCGUACCGCAAAACUCAGAAGCCAAUCGGCGGACGCGAGAGGUUGCGAUAACGCGACGCCAUCGGAUAAGGCAAGAUGUCAUUCUGCCAGGCGAGUAGCUGAACUCGCCAGCCGUCGAGAUCCGCAUUACAGGCCGAUGACGGCGAAUCCAUUUCAUGCAUUGGGCGGCGUUAAGAAGAUCCUCGGCGAUCUGUUCUCCAGCUGUUUAGAGCUGCCCUCUUCGGAGGACGUGCGACCCAACAUCACCGACAGCACGUGCAGCAAGUUCAAGCCGGCGCAAAACGAUAGUAUUGCUAAGAUUCUGGACAGAAAAAAGCCAAAUUCCGAACCGAGCAGUCCUACUGCCAGAAAGAAAUGGGAGAGAAAGGUCGCUACCAAGGUGGGCGUCGCAAGUUUGUUCACCCAUCCGCUCUUUCGAGAUGGUUGGGAGCCGCGAAGACGUGGCAGCUGCGAAUCAGGUUUCUGGAGUUGCGUCGGUGAAGACCUGAGUCCAGAGCCGGUUAGGGGGGGGCGUUUCUGGUGGGAGGAUCGAUUGAAUGGCAUUGGCUCGUCAAGCAAAACAAUCUCGAAAAUUGUCGAAUACUUUGAGAGGAAGCAAGCGGGUAGACUCGGUGAUCACGGCGACACUGCUGGUCCUAGUCGCCUGACUCUACUACGGGCUAGUCUAGAAGGGCCCGUGCCCAUCAGCAGCAUCUCGGCCGCGCAACGGCUAGUCGUGUGCGAAGGUGCCGUGCGCAGUAAACUUGCGUUAUUCGACAAAAAGUGAUAUUACGCCUGAGGCUCUUGGCAAUUUCUUAUUAUUUCCUUUUGACAAGCAGCGCCCGCGUAAAAAGAACCGUGUAUAAUGAAACGCGAUACAGGUCCCGAAGAGAGUUAGAGGCUUGUUAUCAUAUGCCGGUGACGGUGAAAAUUCUGGGACAUUACAUGAUAAUUAGCGUGUUUCUUACAUAUAGUUGAAAAGUGAAGAAUGUAUGUUGUCUUAAUGAUAGUAGCAAUCGGUCUUCUUGCGCAUAAAAGAUUUGGGGCGGAUGAAAAGGGCGAUUAUACAGUAUCGGCGCGUCAUUCGUAAUUUGUAGACAGGAUAGCUGAUAACACGCAUGCGACGCAUGCUUACAGACACUUCUCUAAAAACCUAGUAACCUGACUGUGAUGUUUUUUGAUAAUCUACAUACAUACAUACAUUAUUGAACUAUAACGACUGAAAUUUGACGGAGCCAUCAACACAGGAUCUUUUAUACGCAACACGAGUCGCAUUUCAUGUAACUUGGCUACAACGAUGCGCCGUUCGAAAAAGAUAAAGAAGUAGGAAGGGGAGAACGAAGCAAUAGCGAAUUUUGUCAAAAAACUGCGUUUUCAGAUUAGCGCCGAAGAUAGCGCUAAUCGAUUAUUGCCCCGCGAUUGACAUAUUUUGCAGUGCCUCGCAGUUCCUAGUAGCCAUCUCCGUCCUUAUGCACACGAACCAUGGGUAUUACCGAUCAUUGUAAGGGUAGCUAUACAGAUCGACGACAAAUAAGGGCGAAUGACUUUUUUUAUUUAAGUUGAAUAGGCGGAUUGCCAGGCUAAAGGUUCUUAUCUCGCCAUUCUUAAUUUUUCGAUUGAUAUGAUUAACUUUAUCGGAUUGUGUUGUAUUUUUUUUCUAAUGUGUUAUUAACAAUCCUAUCAAUUUUUUUAAUUUUUAUUUUUGUACCUAAGGAUUCGCUGGCCUGUUACUGCAGUCAUUUUUUUUCCUGUUUAUAUUAAAAUAAAUUUUAUUUAU